GGAAAAAGGAAUGGGGUGGGAGAAGAUCCAUCAUUUUCAUCCUUUAUCCUUCAUCCUCUUCCUCCUCUCUCGUCCUGCCGUCUCCUGGGUGCCGUUUUCCCUCCCUAGACACGCUCCGGAGAGGAAGGAGGCACAGCCGGGCGCGGGGGAGCUGCGGGCGGGCGCUUUCUUACCCUGCUCUCCGCCCUCCCCACGAAGGUAAGACACCAGGAUGGUUGAAAACUCGCCGGCCCCGCUGCCAGAAAGGGCGAUAUAUGGAUUUGCCCUUUUUCUAGGAUCGUGGUUUGCCUUCAUUUUAUAUCUUAUCUGGGCAUAUAUUCCUGACACUUGGCUGUUCUCCUUGGGACUGACAUACUGGCCUCAAAAAUACUGGGCAGUUGCUUUGCCAGUGUACCUCCUAGUUGCUGUAGGAAUUGCUUAUAUACUGCUUUUUGGGAUUAACAUGAUGAGCACAGCUCCCCUUAACUCCACACACACCAUCACAGAUAACUAUGCAAAAAAGCAGCAGCAGAAGAAAUUCCAAGAGGAAGCAAUUCCAGCAUUGAGGGACAUUCCCAUCAGUGAAGUGAACAGAAUGUUCUUCCUUCCUGAAAAAGGAAUCUGCAACAGCAGAUAGUCAUUCUUGAGAUUUGUUUGAACAAAGGAUGAAUGGAAGUGUUGCAUAAGGACAGUCAAAACCUCUCCAAGCAAAAAAGAAAAAAAUACUCUUUCAGCUUGUAGAACAAAGGUUUUAUUUUUUUUUUAAUCCCUAACUAAAUUUAUAUUAACAUAUUUUAUUAUUUGCAUGUACCUACACAACCUGCCUUUGUGUAAGAAUUACACCACAUUAAUUUUUCAAGCCAUUCUUGGGAACUUAAAAGUGUUCUCUUGUCAUUUCCCUCUGAGAGGGAAAGAAGCAACUUUUUUGGCCACGGUUUAAUUCUGUUUUCCUUUUGGCCAUAGUUUAAUUCUAUUUCCCUUUAAAUUCAGGGAGAAAAUACUUUUGCUAGUCAAAUGUUGAGGAUCUAUUUUUAUUAAGUUAAUGGAACUGUUCACAUUGUAAAUAUAAAGCUUUCCUUUGUAAAUAUUAAUAAAGUGUAGCUCACUUUUACGUGUUCAAAUUCA
Neopelma chrysocephalum (saffron-crested tyrant-manakin) is the source of this 1104-nucleotide messenger RNA. RefSeq names its product phosphatidylinositol glycan anchor biosynthesis class P (gene PIGP). Gene Ontology annotation, biological process: GPI anchor biosynthetic process. Gene Ontology annotation, molecular function: phosphatidylinositol N-acetylglucosaminyltransferase activity. The record is from RefSeq and is a predicted model, not a curated record. Bases 212 to 616 code for a protein of 134 amino acids. Lineage: Eukaryota; Metazoa; Chordata; Aves; Passeriformes; Pipridae. The transcript has 5 exons.